AUGUUGAGCCAACUACGCAACUCUGUCGAUUCCGUCACGAGCCCAGGAAUUUCUAAAAACCUCGAAGCUGCCUUGGUCGCUUUAUAUAAGGGUUUAUUUGUAUUCUCCCUAAUUUUCAACGCAAUCCUAUGCUCAACCUUUGUGGCGAUAAUGUAUUAUUCGCAAGCCAUGCAAAAAGUUCGCCGUGGUUCCAAGACAACUGCUGAAGAAAUGAAGCGCACCCUCCGGGAAAUGCAGCGCGCCUCCCGGAAACGGAGGAUUAUGAAAGAUGAGAGCAAGAGUGAAUCCGUUGAUCCGGUUACU
Messenger RNA from Mesorhabditis spiculigera, 303 nucleotides. NCBI's taxonomy places the organism in Eukaryota, Metazoa, Nematoda, Chromadorea, Rhabditida, Rhabditidae. The record is from the annotation of a GenBank genome assembly.